This is a messenger RNA of Cooperia oncophora, 423 nucleotides long. Lineage: Eukaryota; Metazoa; Nematoda; Chromadorea; Rhabditida; Trichostrongylidae. The record is from the annotation of a GenBank genome assembly.
AUGGGUAAGUAUUUCAGUCUCUCUGCGGCGAGGUAUGACACCAUUAAUGUCUUCUCUUUGGCAUCAGGACAGCUGUAUGAAAGAUUUCUGAACAUCAUGAUGGUCUCUGUUGUAAAGAAUACAGCAAAACCUGUAAAGUUCUGGCUUCUAAAAAACUAUCUAUCUCCUCAGUUCAAGGAAGCCCUCCCUAUACUAUCGAGUACAUACGGCUUUUCUUAUGCGCUCGUUGAAUAUAAAUGGCCAAGAUGGUUGCAUCAACAGAAAGAGAAGCACAGGAUCAUGUGGGGGUAUAAGAUUCUUUUCCUCGAUGUCUUGUUCCCGUUGGAUGUAAAAAAAAUUAUAUUUGUGGAUGCCGAUCAGGUUGUUCGUGCUGACCUCAUGGAACUGAUGGAAUUAGACCUCGAUGGCGCGCCUUACGGGUAA